This is a messenger RNA of Rhopalosiphum maidis (corn leaf aphid), 1396 nucleotides long. Its product is annotated as gastric triacylglycerol lipase-like. Lineage: Eukaryota; Metazoa; Arthropoda; Insecta; Hemiptera; Aphididae. The record is from RefSeq and is a predicted model, not a curated record. Gene Ontology annotation, molecular function: hydrolase activity, acting on ester bonds. The transcript has 8 exons. Bases 198 to 1382 code for a protein of 394 amino acids.
GUAUUCACUGUCGAACGUUUCAAAUGCAGUUUUUAUGCGAAUAAUAUAUUUUUUGAAUACGCUUGUGAAUAAAAUGUAUGUUUUAUUUCAUUAAAUUAUACACGAUAUAUAAAAUCUAAACAAUAGGUUUCGCCUAUUCGGCGAGUGAAACAUUUAUUUAUUUAAUUUUUUAUCUCAAGAAGAAUUGGAGCGCGAUCAUGCAAUUAUUGAACUUGGACGACUACCGAUUCAUUUUAAUCUCGUUGUCAACCGUCAUAUUGUUCAACACGUGUGAUUAUGCCACUUGUAUAGAUGCUUCAACAAAAAUUAAAGAGUUUGGAUAUCCAUUGGAGACGCAUGAAGUGUGGACCGACGAUAGAGCUCAUUUAGGCUUAGAACGAAUACCGCAUAAUGGCAACAAAGUUAUCGGAAAACCCGUUCUAUUAAUGCACGGACUUUUUUCAGAUUCAUAUAUAUUCGCAGCUAACAAUUCGUCACUCAGUUUUGUAUUAUCGGAUGCUGGUUUUGACGUUUGGUUAUACAAUACAAGAGGUGUAGGUCUUUCAAGAACACUAAGUAUUUACAAGAGACCUGGAUCGCUACCAAACAUGAAUAGAAUAUCAUGGAAUUUUAGUUUUCACGAAAUGGGUGUAUACGACAUGACUGCAGUUAUAGAUUUUAUUCUGAAAAAAACGGAAUAUUCAAAACUGGACGUUGUAGGAUACUCCUUAGGAGCAACUAUAGCAUUUGUUUGCUUGUCCGAUAAGCCAGAAUACAACGCAAAAGUCAAUAAACUUGUACUCAUAGCACCGGCGACUAAUUUUAAAACAUCUCCUGUCACUACUUUUUUUAAGCAAUUUCCAAAAAUUGUAUCGAUAAUGCUGAACAGAUUCGAUUUCAUUCCAUACACCGCAGAUCCAGACAGUACGUAUAGCCAAUUAAGAAACAUGUGUUCAAAGAAAAGUGUAUUAAAAAGUUGUAAGAAGUUUAUCGAUUUAUUGGAAGGAAUCGAUUUACCAAUAGAAAAUAGUACAGUUUUAGACAUUGCUUCUGUAUUUCCACAACCAGUGUCAUCUAAAUUAAUGAAACAUUAUUUUCAAGUAGUAAUGAAAGGGAAUCUUAGCCAUUACGAUUAUGGGACUUCUGGAAAUUUGCUACGUUAUAAUAGAAUUAUUCCACCGGAUUACGAUUUAUCCAAAGUUACGGCCCCAACAUUUAUCAUACAUUCAAACAAUGAUUAUCUAACUACGCCAACGGACGUAAAAUGGCUUGUUAAUUUAUUACCGAAUAUUAAGGAAGUGCGUUAUAUCGAUCAAGUACAAUGGGGUCAUCUCAGCUUUAUAUUAAGUCCAAAUAUAAAAGAAAUCAUGAACUUGUACAUAGCAAAAAAAUUAUUAGAUUAAAGUUUAUGAUCUUA